This is a messenger RNA of Gadus macrocephalus (Pacific cod), 1222 nucleotides long. It is a transcript of the gene tceanc2, whose product is annotated as transcription elongation factor A (SII) N-terminal and central domain containing 2. NCBI's taxonomy places the organism in Eukaryota, Metazoa, Chordata, Actinopteri, Gadiformes, Gadidae. The transcript has 4 exons. Gene Ontology annotation, cellular component: nucleus. Bases 292 to 915 code for a protein of 207 amino acids. Gene Ontology annotation, biological process: DNA-templated transcription. The record is from RefSeq and is a predicted model, not a curated record.
UAUUUACCUUUUUGCUCAUUGGAUGCAUCUGGAGCUAGCUCGUCACUAUUCCGGUGUUACUUUUCUUUAUAUUUUAAUAUCAAACAAGUCAGAAUACAUAAUAACGUGACAUGGUUUGGUUUUUUUCACACAAUAGAAAGACGUUCAAAAAUAGCCUGAAUAGUCAGCAUGCUUAUUUACGUUGAGUGAGAUGGCCAAGAACCUUAAAUAGGCCAGAGAACUCUUAACCAAGGAAAGCAGACUCAAUGCAAUAUUGAACUAUCCAGUCACUACAUCAACACGGGCCUCAUUAUGGAUAAAUUUGUCGUGCGGUUACCUAAAGGACAAGCACCAACGCCAACAAAGAUCAAGGGAAAGGUGUAUAAGCAAACUACAAUCGAGUCACUGCGGAGAGUGGUCGUGAUUGAGGACAUAAUACGAUACAAGUCAAUGUUGGAAUUCCCUGGACAAACAAAGGACAAUCAUCUCCAUGCCUUGGCAGAGCUUCAAAAGAAGAUGCCAUCGAGAGAGGUGUUGAAGUCAACGAAAAUAGGUCACACCGUCAACAAAAUGCGAAAGAACCCCGACCCAGAGGUGAGCGCAUUGGCAACACAGGUUUAUACUGACUGGAGGACCUUCAUUGAAGAGAAUUCCAACAAGCCCUCUAUCGAAGUCCAUUGUGACAAACAGUCAGAGGCACUCCGGACCAAUGCUAGAAGAUUGAUGGCUGAUGCUUUGGAGGUGAAGAUGGAUUCCAGCCUUAUCGACAACAUCGAGAGAGAAGUAUUCCAUCAGAGCUUGCGGUUGGUCAGCAGUUCAUACAGGCGCACCGUCAGGGCGCUGGUGUUUGCCUUCAAACACAAGCCUGAGGUUCGAGCUCAACUGAAGGACAGCACAACUUCAGUUACCCAGCUGGUUUCCAGCUAUAAGAAGUAACUCUCUGACCCUGGUAAAAGGACUGGACACGGACCCCUAGUGAUCUCGAUGAAAGGAAGUGGGGAUAUCUUUUUGUUGUUCUCUUUUGAAAGCAUUAUUUCUUGUAAUAGAAAAUCUUUCAUGAGAUCCGUAUUUUGGCACACAUUGAGCCUUUUACUAGUUGUUGCUUGUAAAGUAUUGUCGCAAAGGUAUGCUAUUGAUUUUGCUGUUCUGUUUUGGAAUCAAAGGGGAAAUAUACUUCCUUCUUUUUUAAGCGUCAUGGAGCACACAACAAAUUAAUGUUUUUAUACAAAAGAUCCAAAAUUGA